CUGUGCCUUAAACGCACUCUCGCGCUUCAACAAAAAAGGAGCAAGAAACAAAAAAAAGCACGAGACGAAGACACGCCACAAUCUAUCUCAUGAUUUAAAGAGGACUGAAGAUACAUUUACAGCUAUGUCUUCCAAGGAGGGAAGGAGCAUGUCUCGGCUCUCUUUGACCCGGUCCCCAGUGUCUCCUCUGGUCGCUCAGGGAAUCCCACUGCCAGCUCAGCUGACUAAAUCCAACGCUCCAGUCCACAUUGACGUAGGUGGGCACAUGUACACCAGCAGUCUGGCCACACUCACCAAAUACCCAGACUCGAGAAUUAGUCGUCUUUUCAAUGGCACCGAACCGAUUGUUUUGGACAGUCUGAAGCAGCAUUAUUUCAUUGACAGAGAUGGAGAGAUAUUCCGCUACAUCUUAAGCUACCUGAGAACCAGUAAACUGCUUCUUCCUGAUGACUUCAAGGAGUUCCAGCUGCUGUACGAGGAGGCUCGGUAUUACCAGCUGACGCCCAUGGUGAAAGAGCUGGAUCGCUGGAAACAGGACCGGGAGCAGAGACGAACGGCUCAGCCCUGUGAGUGCCUGGUGGUGCGGGUGACCCCUGAUCUGGGCGAGAGGAUUGCCAUCAGUGGGGACAAGGCCCUCAUAGAGGAGAUUUUCCCAGAGACAGGGGACGUCAUGUGUAAUUCAGUCAACGCCGGCUGGAACCAGGACCCAACCCACGUUAUUCGGUUUCCACUGAAUGGCUACUGCAGGCUCAACUCCGUGCAGGUCUUGGAGAGACUCUUCCAGAAAGGGUUCAGCAUGGUGGCGUCAUGCGGCGGGGGCGUUGACUCCUCCCAGUUCAGCGAGUAUAUCCUGAGUCGAGAGGACAGACGGUGUCAAACCAGCCACACACCCAUCAGGAUAAAACAAGAGCCUCUAGACUAGACCACUAACACCUCAGUCUGCUUUCGAAAAAGAAAAAAUGCCAGCGAACAAAGACAAGACGUUCAUUUGCAAGAAGAGUCUCCUGUUUGACUCUUCGGACUCUUAAGAGGAGUGAAAUCUUAGUAAAUGUAUGAUAAAUAUGGCUUCAUUUCAUUGACGACCCCAAAACGUUUCUUUACAAAAGAAAGCAAGACACACAAUAGUAUUUCAGCCAUGUUUUACCUUGAAUUGAACUAUUUAGCUGUUGAUUUGUCUUGAUACAUGAAACAUUAAUAGAUUGUUGAUCUUUAACAUUUCCACAGUUCAUAUUUUCUUGGUGUAGUUUAAAACCAUGAGGUAAUUUUGCCGUUGUAUGUGCAUAAAUGGAAGAAAGAACUCCAUAAGGAAGUACAUACCUUUCGGCCAGAACAUUUUCAAAUGAUGCACCAGUCAGAUCUCCAACCUUACAGGCGAAAUUAACAGCACAAAAUACAAAUCUGUCCUCCAUUUUUAGUCUAGAUAUCUAAUGUUCUCAUUUUCCAGUCCCAUCUAUGUAAAUCAGUUAUUUUAUCGCUGUUGCCUCACUACAUGAAGAAUAUGAGAGCAGUUCUAAGAAGUCAUUUGGUUGUAAGUGCAGACUUCUCUGUUCUGGCUAUGUAGAUGCUUUGACUGGAGGCUACAUGGUUAAAGCAGGCAGCCUGGUAAUGCAUUCAGUGCUGGGCAGAGAGGCUUUUAUUUCAAGCAUGUUUUAAGGGAAACCUGGACUCAUUUGUGAGAGCUUUUCUGAUGGCAUUGCUAACUCUAAUAGUACACAAAACAACACUUGAUCUUUAUGUCGGAUGCCCGUUUUCUUCAAAACUACCCGUGAACGUGCCAAGAGUUAAUGUUGCAUCAAGGAACAUAUGACUUCAAAAAGUUCCUUAUACACUAUUACUCUGAUAAGCAUUUCAAAAGUUAAGCAAAGAUCUCUUGUAGAUACAAUGCCCUGUGCAUCCAAAACAACAUCUUGUUUGAUGAAGGCAGCUUUAGGAGAAGGAAAAAUGAGACUACUCAGAUUGUUAUUGAAUGCAGCACUCCAGGGCUGCUGGCACUGUAUAUUAGAGGCGGUGGUCGGACCAUCGGAGAAGAGAGGGGAUAACUAUGACCCUUAAGGCCCAAAGACGUUGGAGACGGACGGGUUAUUGGUCAGAAAGGAUGCAGGCGCCUCUCCAGGAGUUAAGGUCACUUUCCCACAAUCCCUUUUACUCACGCUCUCCCUUAGCUAAAUCGCUAUCAGAGAAGCAAGGAGAGAGACUGAGGGAGAAUAAAUUUGAAAGGUUAAUUUGGGUGGCUGGUAAACAGACUGAAAUGCAUAGUUUUGUAAAAAAAAAAAAAAAAAGGCAUAUUUUUAAGGCAUUCUGCCACACCAUUUCAAAAGUAAGGGUCAAGGAAAUGUCACAGACAUGUUGAGUUCUGCAAUGUGCUGUCUUAACUGGACAGCAGCAGAGAAAACAUGCAAUUAUCCAGCAAAUGUGCUCAUAUUUAUCUCCUUGAUUGGUCGCACAUUGUACAUAAUGGCUCACUGCAGCUUUGUAUGUCCCCCUUAAUGUAACGUACCAUCUCAGUUUUUGAGCUCAGAGACAGUAUUAUAAAAAGAUAAGCCUUCAAGGAUGCAAUCUGGUAACUUUGAAGAGGAUCGAUGAAUUUGUCUCCAGUGUGAAGAUGGUCGGAGGAGCCUUGUCGGACAUUACAUACAAAAAUCUUAAAUAAAAUACUGCGCUAAUGGAUGUUGUGUCAAGAUGUACAGUAUAUUGCAGUAUGGUCCAAAUGUAUAUUAUUUAAAUAAAACUUUUUUGUAAUGGAUUAUUAUUGAUAUGAAUCAUAGUGGUAUGUCAGGCAUGUGUUUAUUUGAAUUGUCACAUUCUUUUUGUAAUUGGUGUUGAUAAAACAAAACUUUAAUAAAUUGUUGGAUUUCUUUCCCUAUUU
Molecule: messenger RNA, 2866 nt
Organism: Myxocyprinus asiaticus (Chinese sucker)
Lineage: Eukaryota; Metazoa; Chordata; Actinopteri; Cypriniformes; Catostomidae
Product: BTB/POZ domain-containing protein kctd15-like
Exons: 5
Coding region: 125-922 (265 amino acids)
Biological process (GO): protein homooligomerization
Molecular function (GO): protein binding
Source: RefSeq, a predicted model, not a curated record